AAAGAUUAGAAGGGACCAUUAACAGCCACUUGAGUCAAGAUGUUGGGCAAAGGAGCGUUGUUUUCAGUGGCAACAAUCUUAAUUACAAUCCAGGCUAUAGAAUCAAAAGUUAUAUUCAACGAGUAUGUGGAUGUUAAUGGGACUGAUUUGUACAUCAGUACAGCACUUAAAUCAAGAGAUUCAGCCAAAAUUGACUGCCAAUCGAGAAACAUGAGUUUGAUUUCAUUUGAUCGGAGUGGCGAGUGGCAGUCGGUCAGCUCGUGGAUUCUCGGAAGUGCUUUUGUUAAAGACUGGUUUUGGACGAGCGGGUUGCGACCCAGCGGUUCGCAGACUUGGCAGUGGGAGUUGACCGGCGAGGGAAUUGGUGAAUUUUUCUGGGCUGCCGGGCAGCCGACCGAGGCUGAUAAGACCACCAGCAUUUGUAUCAAUUUCAACGUCAACUUUGGUGGCUGGGACGACGACGAAUGCGUUAAUUAUUCGUUGGGGCACAUUUGUGAACCUCUUUAGAAUUAUUCAGACAACCAUUACUAAUUUCUUAUUUGUAAAAAUGAAAUUGAAAUAAUUAUAAAAUAAAAAAAAAAAUUACUAAUUUUUGUAAUUUUAUGAAAGAUUUCUAACAUUUGUAAAUUGUUGUGUCAUUUUCACUGAUAAGGAGUUUUUGUUUCAUCCGAGUGAAUAUUCGACAAAAUCUAUAUCAACAGGUCUCCAAACAGAUAAGUUAUGAACUUGAAAUGUGGGGAAAUAGCUAAAUAUGAAAGAAACAAAUGUUUCUCACAGUUUUAAAAUCAGUCAAUCGCCAUGUUUGGGAGACAGACUUGCAGAUAUGCGCUUCACCUGGUAUUUAUCUUCUCCAGUGUUUUGCAGAUUUCGUUAGGACUGGAGAACAAGUCGGAAGGAAGUUUCCGCGAUUAUGUAGAGAUUGAGGGAAUUACAUACUACGUUUCUACUGGAUUUGUAAAUAGGGAAAAUGCGUUCAGUGAAUGCAGGGUCAGAGGCAUGAACCUCGUUUCGUUUGAGGGAGGGCAGUGGAUGAGCGUUGCCUCUUGGCUGAGAAACAAUGGCCUUUCAAACAAUUGGUUCUGGACGGGUGGUUUAAGGCCAGAAAAUUCACCAACCUGGAUUUGGGAAUCAAGUGGACAGCCGAUUACCGAUUUCCACUGGGAACAUGACCAACCGUCGGGAAAUGGAAGCACAUCACGUUUUUGCAUAGAUUUCAAUCUGGACUUUGGAGGUUGGGACGACGAUGACUGCCUCAGCAAUUACUAUUUUGGCUACAUUUGCAAAUGAAAUUAUCUAAAUAUCUUUUAUUUUGCUUUCCUCUCUCAACAAUUGUAAUAAAUCAACACAAGACAAUAAUUAUAUUUCAAUCUGAUUUUUAAAAUCUCCUGUAUUCGUAUUGAAAUCAAU
Neocloeon triangulifer is the source of this 1407-nucleotide messenger RNA. RefSeq names its product lectin BRA-3-like. NCBI's taxonomy places the organism in Eukaryota, Metazoa, Arthropoda, Insecta, Ephemeroptera, Baetidae. The record is from RefSeq and is a predicted model, not a curated record. The transcript is spliced from 7 exons. The coding region runs from base 799 to 1287 and encodes 162 amino acids.